CACAACGUCAAGCGCAAGGCUGGUGCGCGUCGAGUUAGUAAUGGCUGAUCGCUUAGAUCAGUAUAAUGGAAAGAUUCAUUUUAGUUUAUUGUUUUACAUGAUUAUUUCUUAUAAUGGAUAUUUGAUUGAUUGAUAAAAACUUUUAUUUCCACUGCCAAAUGGGAUGGCGGGGAAAAAGAAAAGCGGAUAUGAUGGCAAGAUUGCCGGGCUGUAUGAUUUGGAAGAGACGAUAGGACAGGGUCACUUUGCUGUAGUUAAGCUGGCUAGGCAUGUUUUUACUGGAGAGAAAGUUGCCGUUAAAGUAAUUGAUAAACAAAAGCUUGAUGACAUUUCCAGAUCACAUCUGUUUCAGGAAGUACGGUGUAUGAAGUUGGUUCAACAUCCAAAUGUUGUUCGUUUAUAUGAAGUUAUCGAUACACAGACGAAGCUGUACCUUAUAUUAGAAUUGGGGGAUGGAGACAUGUAUGAUUACAUUAUGAAACAUGAUAAAGGGUUGGAUGAACAGCUAGCCAAAAAAUAUUUUCGGCAGAUAGUUGAAGCUAUUUUGUAUUGUCAUCGAUUACAUGUUGUUCACAGAGAUCUGAAACCAGAAAAUGUAGUGUUCUUUAACAAAUUCGGAAUUGUCAAGUUGACUGAUUUUGGUUUCAGUAAUGUUUUUGCUCCAGGUAAAAAGCUAGAAACAUCCUGUGGUUCAUUAGCUUAUUCUGCACCUGAGAUACUGUUGGGAGAUUCUUAUGAUCCACCAGCAGUUGAUGUAUGGAGUUUAGGGGUAAUUCUUUUUAUGCUUGUGGCUGGUCGUGCCCCCUUUCAAGAAGCCAAUGAUAGUGAAACUCUCACUAUGAUAAUGGAUUGCAAAUACCAGAUACCAUCACAUGUUUCUGAGCAAUGUCGAAAACUGAUAUCUAAAAUGUUAGUCAGAGAGCCAUCCCAUCGGAUCAAUUUAGAGGAUAUAGAGCAGGACCCUUGGUUGAAUACUGAUGAUGAACCAUCCCAUCAACAUAUCAACUUACCCCUCCUUUCAAGGGAUCAUGUCUCUGAAGAAGACCAUAACUAUGUGGUGCAGAAAAUGGUGGAAGGCAAGAUCUGCACUAGAGAAGAAAUAUUUCAAUCCCUAGAACGUGACGCUUAUGAUCACAUAGCAGCCACAUAUUAUUUACUGGUAGAACGUAGACUUAGGAAGUUACAGCAACAAGAAGCGGCAGCAGCCCAGUCAAAUAAUUUACGAAAGCAGUCAGCUCCCAGCAGCAGUUCGGCAAUAGGGAAACCUCAUUUGGAGCCUUUAAUGCUUUCACCACGCAAGCAAAGGGAAAUGAAGAAGACAAAAACUGCCCCAAUCCAUCAGUCCAUUGUGGCUCCCCCAACACUUAUCAUAACCCCUCCUAUUGUGGGGGAGUCAGCAUCUCAGGCAAUGAGGCUGCCUGUUAGCCCCGGUGGACAGGAGUUUGUCAAAAGUUUGACCAUUAGUAUGACCUUAGACAGACGCAGUGGUCAAAGAAAGAAGCAGCAAGAAGAAAAUGUGGGCCUCACUGGCGCCAGAAGUGUUGGUACAACUCCAGGCUCUGGGGCCCCCAUCAUACUCAUCCCUGAUGCCAACAAUAAGAAACCUCAACAUAAAGUCAAGUCUGCUCCUCUGACAUCUGAGAGUGGGAAAACUUCUUCAGGCAAGAAAAAGUCCUCGGGGCCAUCGUUCUCCAAAAUAGCCAUACUCAGUUCAUUUUUUGAGAGGAAAGCAGCCCAAGAAGCAGGCCUAAUACCUCCAGCACAGCCACACCAAAGACUGUUUCCAUGGAGUGGAGGCAAAGACAGAAAAUCAAAGCAGCGCAUUGCCCUCAGCCCUAACUCUCCAUCAUCUCUCGUUUACUCGGAAUAUGAAUACUCACCGUUUACACGGACGCAGUCCAUUGGCUCUGAUCAUUUUGACUCUUCAAACCUUGUUCAGUCGCUUGUGUCUCCCCCUGGGACACACCCUUCACCCGUCUCAGCUUCCCCCAAGAUGACUCAUCUUUCUCCCGAGGCUAUGUUUGCAGCUGUAAGGAAGUGCAGCCUGAUUCAUGAAGAGUCACAGGACGAUGAUGACGACGAUGAUUUGGAGGACUUUGAGAUCGGCAGUGAGCUGAAGCCUUCAAAAAGUUUGGAAUUUUUAGAUGAAAGCGGUCGAGAACAUUCAGGAUUCGAGCAGAGUAAUCCCAUACUAGUAUCUUCAGGUAGCAGCCAUGAUUCAGUUAACCCCAGGCGACCUUUAAAAUCUGUAUGUAGCUCUCCCCAGCUACUUAAUCAGCUUAACCAGAUUCACGAAGAGAAUGAAUCUGAAGACGAAGAUGAUUUUGUGCCGUUAAAACUGUCAGCCCCGCGUGGAAGGUAUAGUCAUAGCGGAAUGGCGUCCCCUGAAAUUCUCAGAAAAUAUGAACAAAGGAGAAGAAGGAAAGGCGCGGGGCAAAGAGGUACUAGUUGCAGCAGCUCAGAUGCCAGUGACACAGACGACACUGAAGGGAGGUCAAGGAAGGAGAAACUGAAGCACAAAUUUAUGCACAGGCGUGACAGUAGCGACCACUCUAGUGACACUGACGGUCCUAAUGGUGGACCUAAUAGUGGUGGGCACUUAGGAAGCAGUGGAGCUGGGUCAAAAACAAGUCACCGAAGUAGGCGAGAUGGUGGUGGCGGAGGGGGUGGGGGCGGAGGUAGCAGUAAAGGUGCGGGUGACAAAAGUGGCAAGAGUCAUUCAAAACAACAACAUUGUUUCUUGAGCAGUGAUAGUAAAUCUAGCAGUGAGGAUCCAGUGGACUGGCCGGAAGUCAAUGAUGAAAACAUCCCCCAGCACAUCAUUAACAUUGAGAACAGCCAUAACAUUCUCUCUAACAAUAAGAGAAAUCAGCUGACCAGACAGAAGCCUGUGAACGGUGUCAAUGGCAAGAUGGGGGGGCUGGGUGUGCUGGAAGGAGACUUUGACCUUAUUGCUUUCAGUCGAAAACUCUCAGCUAUCAGUGCUUCAUCUGUUUCCAGCGGCGAGGGCAGUGUUUCCUCUAAAUCAAGUAGCACAAAAAAACAGCUGACUAACUGUUUGACUUCAGUGAUGGUAUCACCAGCUCCAAGUCCACACAAAAUACAAUACAUUGGACACUGUCCUCCGCAAACCAAAGACUCUGGCUCAAUAAGCCAGUCCAUAGAAUUCUCCCAGAUUUCUGAUUACUGUGACCGGCUGAUGGAGGAUAAGCCUAAAGUGACCAUUUGCUCUGGUGAUUUUGGACUUGGCCCAGCGUCACGCCAAGCCAAAAGCUCUCUGUCCGGUCAGAAUGGGCUGGCCUCAACGUUUUGUAAAGUUGGAUCAGGCUCUCAAGUUGUCCAGGUGGAGUCCAAGUGCUGUUCUGUAGUAUGACUACUGGUUACCUAGUGCAGGCUCAAAUAGGAUUAGCAAUAGUUAGGAGUAUGUCUUUUUAAUGUCUUGAAAUGUCUGGUAGAAACGUAACUUUCUGAGUAAGCUAUCUUAUCUCUCUUGUAUUCUGCCUGUUGUGUUGAAGACAAGAGUUAUUGUUGAGAAGACAAUCUCAGACGAAAUGCUCAUCAAAUCAUAUAAAGCAAUACAUAUUUGUCAGAUACUUAACCUUUAAUGUUCAGUUGUCUGAAUGGCUGUAUUUACUACACACCCUAUAUACACUAGUUUGGGAGAGGGUUGUUCCCAUUUUGUAUUCAGUUGUGAACACAAGAGUUAAGUAUCACUUCACACGAUCAAGGUUUAUAGGGGAAUUCCUAUUGUACUAAUAUGAUUUGCUCAAAUGAAUUGAUCUAGUAUUACCAAUUUUAUUGUUUGUAGCUCAUAGUCCAGUACUUCAUUCAGUAGUAGGUUCACUUGGCCUGUUGACUUUGAUACCAUUCUCUUCACUUUGAUCAUCUGGUGUGUAUAGGUUUUGUUAUAGGAAUUGUAUUUACCUCAUUUAGACUACCAUACUUGUUAUAGUUUUUUUUUAAUAUCAUUGUUUCAUAUAAUUUAUUUGAGUGAACUUGAUCUAUAGAGGGAAACGUUCAUUCCUAUAAAUGUAUAGAAGAAUGUGUAUUGACUUGAACUCUUCAAAGCAAAGCAAUGUUGAGAGGAGCAUUGUGUUACCGUACAUGUAAUAUCAAAUAUAACAACUCAUAGGUUGGUUUGUAUUUUAUUCUUGUAAUGCCACUAUAAGACCCAUAUAGUCUCUGUUAAUCUGGUGUCUUUUUUUUCUUUCAAAGAUGGUGUUGGAUAUCUAACAAGUGCUAUUGGUUAUCGAGGGUCAUUGUGAAUAUGUAUCGUCUUCACUACUCAAUCAAUGUUUGUUAUUUUUUUAACCAUUGAUUAGUGUUACAUAGUGAAUGUAUCAUUUGUUGUACAGUAUUGUAAUGUCAUGAGGAAAAUGUACAGUGUAAAUAGCGACUAUAAACUAUAUAUAACAUUGUUUUAUACAAGGACUGUUCAAGACAUUUCCUGAUCCUGGAGAGUCACCUAUUGUUCUUCAUUUGCUGUGUAAAUCAUGUUGACAUUUUCUGGCAUAGCUGUGAUGACUUUGGUCUGACUGACAACAUUCUUUUCUAUUGAAAAUGAUGACGAGUGAAGAGAUUUGUUGAUUUGAUGUCAUUUGUUUUAGACAAAAGAGUUUCAUUUUCUGAAGGGAGACACUGAAUCCAUUGUAAGCGACAGAUUUGAAGGUAUACAUAUUUCAUGUGGUAUCACUCGAAACGUUCAUCUUUGUGUUGUAUUUGUUGGUGUGUGGUUACAACUGAAACAAAUCUUGAAUGUGGCUCUGUACUUAAAAACAGAGGUGGUCGUUUGUUCCAUUUCUCAGGUGUGCAAUAUCAUUUGUGUGGAUACACACAGACAGUAGACAAUUUUCAGUACAUGACUUCAUCUUUGGAAUUGUACAUUUUGACUCCAUUUAAAGGCUCCCAAGCCCAUUGAACUGUAACUGGAUUUCUGUAUAUUAUUAUUUUUUGGUUCUGUAAGUUGUGGUUUUCUACCAAAACAUUUGAGAUAGUUUAUUGAACACUGUAUUACAUUGAUGUGAGAAUUGAUUAUAAACUUGUCUUAUAUAGAGGUUGAUUUGUAUUUAAACCAAUAUGUUUUUGUAUGUUAUGCUAUGCAUCAAUCAGUAAGAUUGAAAGAGUUUUGUCAUUGUUUUUUUUUUCUACUGAGAUUUUGAUAUGAUUUUAUAAAUAACCUAGAUUUAGCAAACUGUUGGGAGGCAUCUCAAGUUGGUUGUAACCUAGAUUAGCAAUCUGUUGGUAGGCAUCUCCAGCUGGUUGUUGAAUGACCAGUAUUUGUGUUGUAGAGAUCCCAUGUGCUAACUAAACUUUGUGGAUUUUGGUGUCUACUGGUAUUAAUGAGUCUUUUAUUAUCAUUCAUUGUACUAACAGACUAUAAAGGGUCUGACAAAGUAUGUAAACUAAAUAUAUAGACAUGACAUUAGUUACUAUAUAACUGGCCAACAAGUUAAAACAACUGCACAGUGAGAGCUCCAAUGGCUUCUUCUUAUCCCUUCUGGUAUCUAUGUCAACUGUUUCAUUGUGAUAGCCAAAUUGUCCAUUCUUCUCCAAAAUGGCAUCUGUUGUGCCCUUGUAUGUCAAUUGACUGACUAGUUGUUUAACCAAUUCCACAUAAUGUUAUUAAUCCUACAUUGUUAUUCUAUCGGCUUUCAUGCUCAUUAGAUCAAUUGCAUUGAUCACUAGAAUUGCUUUGAUUCAUUGGUGUCAAUUUAGAGGUUCUUUUUUUUUAACUAGGCAUUUAAUUACCUGUUAGCAUGUAGACACUUGAAACAAAUUGAUAUGUGAUUUCAUGUAUUUAUUGGAAAACAAAUCAAGAAUUUUGAAUGACUGUUGAUGUAAAUAUUAUUUGCCUAAAGAAGAAACCAGUUUUUUUUAGUAUCAUUGUAAAUCUACUCGAUUUUUAAUUGUCAUCUUCUCUUAGUGCCAUUUCUCUAUACAAACAUUUCAGUUUGGAAUAUUUAUCUACUCCCCCCCCCCUCAUUUCCCAGUGCUGGCAUUGGGUUUGUGAAUAGUUCCUGGACUACAAGUUGUGUGUUUGUGUGUGAGAAACUCCCAUGUUUGUAGGCUUCCACUGCAGAAACAGUUCUUGUGCUCUUGUCCUAGUUUGGUUUGCUUUAGACUCAUCACAGUAUAUCAAAGUAUUGAAGAACCUGUGGAUAUUAUGUUCCUUGUUAGUGGACAACAUUAUUAUGUAGACUUGUAUUUGUUGUCAGCUUUUGUGAUGUUGAGGCCCAAAUAAAACACAACUAAUUCUAAA
This is a messenger RNA of Biomphalaria glabrata, 6259 nucleotides long. Its product is annotated as SNF-related serine/threonine-protein kinase-like. Gene Ontology annotation, molecular function: protein serine/threonine kinase activity; ATP binding; tau-protein kinase activity. The record is from RefSeq and is a predicted model, not a curated record. The transcript has 7 exons. Gene Ontology annotation, biological process: protein phosphorylation; microtubule cytoskeleton organization; intracellular signal transduction. Lineage: Eukaryota; Metazoa; Mollusca; Gastropoda; Planorbidae. Gene Ontology annotation, cellular component: cytoplasm. Bases 164 to 3373 code for a protein of 1069 amino acids.